Messenger RNA from Nymphaea colorata (pocket water lily), 2243 nucleotides. Its product is annotated as transcription factor TCP24-like. Bases 523 to 1896 code for a protein of 457 amino acids. The record is from RefSeq and is a predicted model, not a curated record. Gene Ontology annotation, cellular component: nucleus. Gene Ontology annotation, molecular function: sequence-specific DNA binding; DNA-binding transcription factor activity. The transcript has 3 exons. Lineage: Eukaryota; Viridiplantae; Streptophyta; Magnoliopsida; Nymphaeales; Nymphaeaceae.
AGCGGCGCACUGUCUGAGCGACUGAGCCUCCGCUGCCGUCUUCCCGACGAGGACGACGACUUUGGCUUUGGACAGUCAGCUAAGGUAGCUGGGCUCGGCCGUCAAGAGGAAGAGAAAAGGGGCAGUGGUCGGGUUGGGCCAGAGCUCAUUAGGGCAUCCUCGUCGAAUGCCGAGCCUUUGCCUAGAUUCGAGAGAGAGAGGGGAGGGAGAUAGAAAAAGGAGAGUUGUGUAAUGACGCCCAAUCCACUGGAAAACUAUGAUCGCUAGGCGAAGGAAGGAAGAACCACGCGUGAGUGGAGAGGGAGAGAGAGAGAAGCUUGCUUGCCGUUGGCUAAUGGCGGCUGAGGAGUAGGAGACGAAGUACCCUGGAGUUGUGAAACCAAAGGUGAAGAAGGAGGUCGAUCGAGGAUUUCCUUUCCCUGAGUGUCUAAAGGUGAAAAAGAUGUCGACAUAAUUUAAUUUGAACGGAAGGAGAAAAACCGGCAACUCUACCGAUAGAGAGAGAGGACUGAUGAAAGCGGCAUGGAAGCGGAAGUGACGCUCUCGCACGCAGCGAAGCGAUCAAGAAACAAUGUCAAAGCUCUGCCAAACGAGGUGAGGCAGCAAACUGCGACCACGGAAGAAGACGACGACAUCGAUGAGGAAGAAGAUGAAGGAGGAGGAACAGGAGGAGAGGAUGAGGAGGAAGGAGAAGACGGAGAAGAGGACACAAAGCCGUCGUCCAGCUCUUGGCAGCUGCAACAGCAAUCUAUGCAGCUGCAGAUGCAGCAUCCGCAGCCGUCCAGGAUCUUUAGGGUUUCGAGGGCAUCUGGGGGCAAAGACCGGCAUAGCAAGGUACUGACCGCGAAGGGCCUUCGUGACCGCAGGGUGCGCCUUUCGGUGUCAACCGCUAUUCAAUUCUACGACCUGCAGGACAGGUUGGGUUUCGAUCAGCCCAGCAAGGCUGUGGACUGGCUCAUAAAAGCUGCUGCCGACGCCAUAUCAGAGCUUCCUUCUCUGGAAGGCACGCUCUUCGACAGGCUGCCAUCCGCCGCCCCCGACCAGGACCCUGCCCAACCUCUCCCUCUGAGCACCCGAUCAGCCUGCAGCAGCACCUCUGAGACAAGCAGAGGCUCCGUUUUAUCACUUUCACGCUCUGAGAUACGGGUGAAGGCCAGAGAGAGGGCUAGGGAGAGGGCGAAAGAUAAGGUCGUCACCGUUGCCACGACCGCCACCACAACAUCGGUUGAAGAGGUCGCCUCCCAGAAAUGCAACACUCAGCAACACCAACCACCCUCCUCGUCUUCCUCGUUCACGGACCUCCUCAUGGACCUUCAGAAUCAGCACCCAGGCUUCCCGUCCAAGACCAGCAACAAGCACCCCGUCUCCCUCAAGAAGCCGGAGCCGCCGCCCAUGCUUCCACCGAUCCUCGACUACUUCAACAUGAACGCGGCCGCGUCCAUCUUCUCUCAGGGCAAACCUCAGGCCUCCUUGGUCAUGCCCUCACCGAACCUCGUGAACUCGGCUCAGCUGAUGAGCAGUGCUCCGUUGAGCCCGCCUUGUAACCUGGGGUUGGUGGACCAUCACCCAGAGCUUCAGCAAUUCGCUUUCUUGCAAGGCAACCACGUCCCUGUCGCCAACUCGAACGACUACAACUGCUUCGCUGCCGGCUCCAAUAGGGGGACCCUUCAGUCCAAUUCAUCUGCAUUGAUGUCUCAGCACCACCAUCACCAGCUCCAGAAGCUCGCCCCUCCGUUUCCCAACAACCAAGGAGCGUCCCCAGGGCUGCCGUUCUUCAUCGGGCAACCGCAGGCAAUAGGUGGGAGCCAGUUCCAAACUGGGUUCGACGCUCGUCUUCAUCUGUAUUACGGCGACGGAUGCAGGCACACCGACCUCAAGGAAGAAGGGAAAAGUUGAUGGCCUGUCAGUAAUAGGGAAGCAGUCAUUCUUCUCUUUCUCUCACAGGUACACCGAUCUACCUCUUUCUUUUCUCUUCCUCCACUUACCAAAAAGUGCAAAACCAUUAUCACACACACGAGGCAAACGGUUAAUGGCCAUCGUUGUUGCCGUCACAUCCUUUUUCCUUUUCUUAAAAUUCGGAUCAUCGUCUCUGUUGUAAUUGUUGCUGUUAUUAUCAUUUAGUAUGAUUUUCGACGCAUGCGGUGUCCUUGGUGCUGUCCAUCAGCGGACUGUUGUCGACCUUUCCCUUGUUUUUCGAAUGGUGUUCCCUAUUCUGAUUGAAUACAUGCCUUUUUUUUCUGUAA